GUUGUAACCUCUAGCCGAGAACCUUCUCCGUUCUUGAACCGAAUGUGUGAUAUGCCCACCCCCUCCGACGCGGCGCCGGUUUUUCAAGUUUUCCGACUUUUCAUCCUGGAAUUAUUACGCAGAACAAUGUAACAAUGUCGUGAUUUAAAAAAGGCACAACUGCUCAUAUUACGCAGUCAAUUCUGCGACGAACGGGAGUCGUCAAAAGGCGAUUCCUGUGUUAAAUAUACAAAGUUAAGCUUAUUUUUGUUAUAAUGAAAAAAAUAUUUAACUUUAAUAAUAAUAAGCAGAAUUUUUAAAAGUGUUUGUUUGUGUUAUCUAAAUUUCUACAGAAACAAGAAAGGAUUUAAGUUUAAAAAAUAAGAAAGAUGAUUGAAGAAGAUGAAGAUUUCAAUAUAGACGACCCAGAGUCAUUCUAUAUGUCAGACGAUUCAUUGGAUUUAGUCAAAAAUGGGGGCCAAGAAGAAAUAAAAGCCAAGAAAUUCUUUACGUGUGAAAAGUGUGAAAAAGUUUUUCAUCAAGUGGGACACUUCCGAAGGCAUUUACUCCAGCACACAGGCGAGAAGAGAUACAGUUGCCCGUUAUGCGAUUACAAAAGUAUCGAUGCCGGAGGAUUGAAGAAGCACGUUUUCAAUCAUACCGGGGUGAAGCCUUUCACGUGCGACCAUUGUCAUUUUAGCGCUGGGACGAUAUACCAUCUGAAACGGCAUCUUAUGAGUCACACGCGCGAGAAGCCUGUCGGGUGCAGGUUCUGCGAUUACAGGUGUUCCCAACUCGGCGAUCUCAACAAGCACAUGCUCGUCCACACAGGUGAAAAAUCCUUCGUAUGCAUCGAAUGUGACUAUACGUGUUCGCGCGCCUGCGACCUGAGAAAGCACGUGAGGACGCACACGGGGGAGAAGCCGUUCUCUUGUCCUUAUUGCGAGUACAGAUGUAAACGCUCCGGACACUUGAAGAGCCAUUUGGUACGACACAGCAAAAUGUACAUGUGCAACAUAUGUAAUUAUAGGGGCUUGGAUGUGUCUGCCUUGAAAGGGCAUUUGCAAACCCACGGUUUACAAGACUAAAAUUUUACAAAAGCGAUUUGUGAUAUGUUUGUAGUUCCUUUUAAUAUAUUGUUACCUAAAUUAAGUUAGUGUCUGCUUUGUGCUUUUAAAAAGCAGACUAGAAGGCUGUUUUUAUUUCUUUUAAACAUGUUUCGACCUAUGCUGGUCUAAAUUUGUAAUUAUAAAAAUCGAAAAAACAUUUUCAUAAUUUUAAUGUUAAAAACAAAAUAAGGAAAGAAAAAUGCAUGGAGAGUGUGAAUUUAAGUUUUCAAAAACGUCUUUUUAUCGUGUCUCCACUGCUACUAGUCACAUGAGUCAACAAAACGCAUGCGGAGAUCGCGGCUACCAGUGUGUUCAGGCAAGUGCUUUAAAACUGUGAAUACUGUUGAUAGCCCUGCGACAGAAAAUUGUCCAUAACUGAACCAUUUCACUGUACACUCUUUAAAAAAUAUUGUACUUGCGCCUUCUAAUCACUUGAUAAGCUACAGAAAAAACAGUGGACAUUAAGGCAUAUAAAAUCACCAUCGACAAUUUUCUGUGCAUUUUAUGUACUUUUUCAACAUUAUACAGAGUACUUGUCCAGUUUUUACUUUUUUGUAAAGGAGAUUUUUAAUCCAAUCCUCUUUUUUUUUAAAUAAUAAAGUGAUGUUUCUUUUUUGUUCAAUUUUUGGUUAUUUGACCCAAUGGUAAAUUAUUAUAGUUACCAAUAAAUAUUGACAAGUUAUUGUAAUAUUUUUAUUAUUGUCUAGCUUUGAUUAAAAUUCUUAACAUAUUGUUGUUCAUUUUGGUAAAAAACGCAAAAAGUAGCAUAUAGUAAAUAUAUGUUAGAACGAGGAAUAAAAUAAGAGCUACAUUAAAAAAACAACAACAAUAUUUAUAAUU
Cimex lectularius (bed bug) is the source of this 1928-nucleotide messenger RNA. RefSeq names its product zinc finger protein 513-like. The transcript is spliced from 3 exons. Bases 369 to 1067 code for a protein of 232 amino acids. The record is from RefSeq and is a predicted model, not a curated record. Gene Ontology annotation, biological process: regulation of transcription by RNA polymerase II. Gene Ontology annotation, molecular function: RNA polymerase II cis-regulatory region sequence-specific DNA binding; DNA-binding transcription factor activity. Lineage: Eukaryota; Metazoa; Arthropoda; Insecta; Hemiptera; Cimicidae.